GCGCCGCUGCCGCCCAAGUUCGCUCAGGGCCUUAGCAUUGCUGUCAUCCUGGUGGGAAACUCCAGUGAGGUGACGCUGGCGGAAGGCCUGGAGAAGGAGGACUUCCUGCAUGUGCCACUGCCACCUAAGGUGGACCUGGUCACCAUGAACGAGACUGACCCCAAGAGCAUCAUCAACCGUAUUUGCGCGCUCAUGUCCCGCAACUGGCUGCAGGGUGUAGUGUUCGGAGAUGACACCGACCAGGAGGCCAUCGCCCAGAUCCUGGACUUCAUCUCGGCCCAGACACACAUCCCCAUCCUGGGCAUCCGCGGGGGUUCCUCCAUGAUCAUGGCUGCCAAGGAUGACCACUCCAUGUUCUUCCAGUUCGGGCCGUCGAUAGAGCAGCAGGCCAGCGUCAUGCUCAACAUUAUGGAAGAGUACGACUGGUACAUCUUCUCUAUCGUCACCACUUACUACCCUGGAUACCAAGACUUUGUCAACAGGGUUCGGAGUACCAUAGAGAAUAGUUUUGUGGGCUGGGAGUUGGAGGAGGUGUUGCUGUUGGACAUGUCGGUGGAUGACGGCGACUCUAAGAUUCAAAACCAGAUGAAGAAGCUCCAGAGCCCUGUGAUACUGCUGUACUGCACUAAAGAAGAGGCCACCACCAUUUUCGAGGUGGCACAUUCCGUCGGCCUUACUGGAUACGGUUACACCUGGAUCGUACCAGCACUGGUGGCGGGGGAUGCAGACAACGUGCCACCUGUUUUUCCUACAGGUCUGAUCUCCGUGUCCUAUGAUGAGUGGGAUUAUGGGCUGGAGGCUCGUGUGCGUGAUGCCGUGGCCAUCAUCGCCAUGGCGACCUCCACCAUGAUGCUGGACCGAGGUCCACACACGCUGCUGAAGUCAGGUUGCCACGGUGCGCCCGACAAGAAAGGCACAAAGGGAGGAAACCCCAAUGAAGUGCUGAGAUACCUCAUGAACGUAACCUUCGAGGGGCGCAAUCUCUCUUUUAGCGAAGACGGCUACCAGAUGCACCCCAAGCUGGUUAUUAUUUUGCUGGAUAAGGAAAGGCAGUGGGACAGGGUGGGAAAGUGGGAGAACGGCUCGUUGUCUAUGAAGUACCAUGUGUGGCCACGCUUUGAGCUCUACUCGGAUGCUGAGGAGAGGGAGGACGACCACCUGUCUAUAGUGACUCUGGAGGAGGCCCCGUUCGUCAUUGUGGAGGACGUGGACCCCCUCAGCGGCACCUGCAUGAGGAACACGGUGCCCUGCAGGAAACAGCUCAAAGCCCAAAACCAAACAGGCGAUUCAGGGAUCUACAUCAAGCGCUGUUGCAAGGGCUUCUGCAUAGACAUCCUCAAAAAGAUCGCCAAGACCGUGAAGUUUACCUAUGACCUCUACCUGGUGACUAACGGCAAGCACGGCAAGAAGGUCAAUGGCACGUGGAACGGCAUGGUCGGAGAGGUGGUGGCUAAGAAUGCCCACAUGGCAGUGGGCUCUUUGACCAUCAAUGAGGAGAGGUCAGAGGUUAUUGACUUCUCUGUGCCCUUCAUAGAGACGGGUAUUAGUGUCAUGGUCUCCCGUAGCAACGGCACAGUGUCCCCCUCAGCAUUUCUAGAGCCCUUUAGUGCUGAUGUCUGGGUGAUGAUGUUCGUGAUGCUGCUGAUUGUGUCCGCCGUCGCUGUCUUUGUCUUCGAGUACUUCAGUCCUGUCGGCUAUAACCGCUGUCUCGCAGAUGGACGAGAGCCGGGUGGCCCCUCCUUCACCAUCGGUAAGGCCAUAUGGCUGCUUUGGGGUCUGGUCUUCAACAACUCUGUACCUGUCCAGAACCCUAAAGGCACCACCAGUAAGAUCAUGGUCUCCGUUUGGGCCUUCUUCGCUGUCAUCUUCCUGGCCAGCUACACAGCUAACCUGGCUGCCUUCAUGAUCCAGGAGGAGUAUGUGGACCAGGUGUCCGGCCUCAGCGACAAAAAGUUCCAGCGUCCAAAUGACUUCUCUCCCCCAUUCCGUUUUGGCACGGUUCCUAACGGCAGCACAGAGAGGAACAUUAGGAACAACUACAAAGAGAUGCACAGCUACAUGACCAGCUUCCACCAGAAGAACGUAGACGAGGCCCUCCAGAGCCUGAAGACUGGUAAACUGGACGCGUUUAUCUACGACGCUGCUGUGCUGAACUACAUGGCAGGCAGAGACGAGGGCUGUAAACUCGUAACCAUCGGUAGUGGUUAUAUCUUUGCUACCACGGGCUACGGCAUUGCAAUCCAGAAAGACUCAGGCUGGAAGAGACCAGUGGAUCUCGCCAUUCUGCAGUUGUUCGGAGACGGUGAGAUGGAGGAGCUGGAGGCUCUGUGGCUGACUGGGAUCUGUCACAACGAGAAGAACGAGGUGAUGAGCAGCCAGCUGGACGUGGACAACAUGGCCGGUGUCUUCUACAUGCUGGGGGCGGCCAUGGCGCUGUCGCUCAUCACCUUCAUAGCAGAGCACCUGUUCUAUUGGCAGCUACGCUUCUGCUUCAUGGGCGUGUGCUCGGGCAAGCCCGGCAUCACCUUCUCCAUUAGCAGGGGCAUCUACAGCUGCAUCCACGGUGUACAGAUCGAGGAGAACAAAUCAGGCCUCAACUCCCCAUCAGCCACCAUGAACAUGAACAUGAACAACACACACUCCAACAUCCUUCGCCUGCUGCGCACUGCCAAAAACAUGACCUCCGUGCCUGGGGUCAAUGGCUCCCCCCACAGUGCCCUGGAUUAUGGCCACCGCGAGUCAGCCGUCUACGACAUCAGCGAGCAUCGGCGAAGCCUAGUAGGCCAUACUGACUGCAAGCCUCCGCCACCAUACUUGCCCGAAGACAAUAUGUUCAGUGACUACGUGAGUGAUGUGGAGAGGACUUUUGGGAACUUGCACCUGAAGGACAGUAACCUGUACCAGGAUCAUUACCUGCACCACCAUGGGGGCACGGGAUCCGGGCUGGCUCUGGGUAUGUCGGGUCCCUUGCCUAACCGACCUCGUAGCUUAGGAAGUGCCAGUUCAUUGGAGGGUGGGAUGUACGAUUGUGACAGCUUAGGGGGAGGGGUAGCGCCCAUCUUCACCACCCAGCCCCGCCAGUCACUGACACACAGGAACAGGGAAAAGUUUGACCUGAUUGCGGGCCACCCCACCCAGUCGAGCUUCAAGUCUGGCCUGCCCGAUCUGUACGGGAAGUUCUCCUUCAAGGGUGGGGCGUCCAGUUCAGGGUUUAUAGCGGGACAUGACAGGUACUGCGGGGGAGGUGGGGCGGGCUCGGGAGGGGACGAUGGGAAUAUCCGCUCGGACGUGUCGGAUAUUUCCACUCACACCGUGACCUAUGGCAAUCUUGAAGGCAAUGCCAAGAGGCGCAAGCAGUACUGGGACAGUCUGAAAAAGAGGCCUGCGUCUGCCAAGUCCCGUCGGGAGCAGGAUGAAAUUGAGCUGGGCUUCCGGAGACGCACGCAUCACACCAUCCAUCACCACCACCACCACCACCCAGUUUCGCAGGGACACCGUUCGGCUACCCCACCCGUCGAACGCAAAAGCCAGAGAGGGGGCAACUGCUCCUCAUACCUGUUCCGCGACAAAGAGAACUUGAGGGACUUCUACAAGGAAGGGGCAUCCCCAUGGGAACAUUUGGAUUUGAGUGAUGCUCCUGGAAUGGGUGGCGGAGGGGGUCUGGGUGGGGGUGGAUGUGGUGGCAUAGUCGGCAGCGGUGGUGGCGGGGGAGCGUGCACUAGUUUGGUUCCCGUGGACGAUUUCUUGAAAGGUAAAUCCAAGAAGACAGAGGUUAAGGGUGGAGUGGGAGGAGGAGGAGGAGGAUCUCCUGGGCAGCAGGGCCAUGCAUGCUGGGAAAAGAACAUUGGAGGGGUGGGAGGGUUAACUGGUGGGGACUGGGAAUGCCGUAACUGCCACAGUGGAGGAGGUGGAGGUGGCAAGCCAGUUUGCAUGCACGGGGGAGGAGGGGGCGGGGGCUAUGCGGCUGCAGGGGGUGUCGGGGGAUCCAGUGGAGGAGGAGGUGGGGGGAGCGGACAAGUUUCCAGCCGCCCAAGCUCAGCCACCUGCAAGCGGUGUGAUUCGUGCAAAAAGCCGGGCAACUUGUACGACAUCAGCGAGGACAACCACCUCCUCCUGGAUCAGAUAGGGGGCAAGUUCCUCCUGGAGGGUGGGAAGGGAGGUGGAGGGGCCCAGACCCAGGCGCAGAGGCGCAAGUUUGGCCCAGGCGGCAGGGUUCUGCGCAGGCAGCAUUCCUACGACACGUUCGUAGACCUGCAGAAAGAAGGGGCGGGCAGGAUGGGAGGCUCAGGAGGCUUUGGAGGCGGUGGAGCUUCCAUGCUCCCUCCGCCCCGGAGUGUGAGCCUGAAAGACAAAGAUCGCUACAUGGAAGGCGCAAGCCCCUAUGCCCAGAUGUUUGAGCGGUAUGCGGGAGGGGAACGGGAGCCUUCUUUUUUUGGUGCUGGGGACCGAGGGAAGGGCGGGGGCUCGUCGUUUAGCUUGUUCCGUGGGGGUGAAGGUGGGUUGCAUCGUCGUUCGAUAGGCGAGAGGGACAUGAGGGACAGAGAUAGAGGCAUGAUGGGAGGAGGAGGAGGAGGAGGAGGUAUGGGCGGUACCCGAGGGGUCGGGACUUACUCCUUGUCUAAAUCUCUCUACCCAGAUAAGGUGAACCAGAACCCAUUCAUCCCAACCUUCGGCGACGACCAGUGCCUAUUACAUGGCGCCAAAUCGUACUACAUCAAAAAGCAGCAGACACAGCCGCAGCAGCAACAGACGCAACAGCAGCAGCAGCAGCUCCUCAACAACAACCGGGCUGACUUCCGAGGCUCCAUGGGGGUGACUUCCUAUUUGCCAGUCUCUGCCUCUGCCGGGGUCAUGUCCAACGUGGGACCCCGGUUCCCCAAGGAGCUAUGCCUGGGCGGGCCCCUCGGCAACCACCACGGAGGGGCGGCGGGCAACAACAAGCUGCUGUCAGCAAGGGACGGGUUAGGGAUGGGGCAAGGACAGAGACCGUUCAAUGGCUCUAGUAACGGACAUGUAUACGAGAAGCUCUCCAGUAUUGAGUCUGAUGUCUGAAGUUCGACUGUGAGUGAGAGAGGGAAAAAGAGAGUGACAGAGAGAGGGAGAGAGAAACAUGGAAAGUUUAAGAAAGGAGGCAGCAGACGUUGAGACUGAUGAGGGAAUAAACCAACAGAAAGUGUCUGCAGUGUCUACUUAAUUUCUACGUUCAAAAGGAAGAGGAAAAAAAUGAGCAAGAGGAACUGACCGAUGCUUUAGGUGAGCAGACAGAGCACUGUAGGGGCCACGUGUAAAUAGAGAGAUGGGACCAACUCACUAGAGAGUGACGAACUCUGCGUAUCCCUCUCUUUUAUCCUCUCUUCUUUUUCUUAUCCCUUCUAUUUUUCUGCUCCUUACGCCAAAACGAAACGUCCGAUCCAGCUUAGGCACGGAGACCUGGUACAAUCAUGAAUGGAAUUCAGUUAUCGUCUUGAAACAACAGGGUAAAACUUACAAUAAUUGUAUUGAUAACGUUGUUAACAAUAAUAUUAUUAGAUAUUACAAUGUUUAUGAUGUUCAGUUUGGGCUUGAUUUCUGGAUGUUAUAUGCUGUUAUAUAUUUGUACUCUAGUUACAAUUCUUUGUUAGCACAAUACUUUGCAGGAGGCUUCUUAUUUGAUCAUGGGAUCUUAUUUGAUCUUAUUUGUCAAUUGAGCUUGCAUUGUCUUACGUCAUCGCGCCAUUCUGCCGUGAUGUGGAACACCAGGACCGCUGUGCAGAAUGCGCCCUCUGCCAGGGACGAUGCCAAGCUAGAAGAAAUGUAGACAAACUUGCUUUCCUUUAAGAUUAUUUACUAUUAAUUAUUCAUGUUAAUUUUAUUUCUGAUAUGGAGUGCUGUAAAAUGUAUGUAAAAGGCAUGAUGCACAGUACGUCAGCUGUACUCGAGAUAUUGUUGUGAAGGACAUUUAUUAUGAUCUCUUUUUAUGGUUUUACAACUUUUACAACAUUGCAUUAAUGUCAGUAGAACAUUGGUUUAGUUCACAGCACAUUAUGUGCCUUACCAGGAGUCCCAGAAUUCUAAUUAUACAGGUCAUAUUGCCAUGGCAACUUUCUGGUCACUGCACACUGAUUGGUUAUUGGAUGAUUCAUGUAUUAUUCUGGAAUUAUCCUUAUUGUGAAGUAAGCACCUGAUCUUGAAUAUACAGUGAGCAGUGCAUUCUAGAGACAUAAACCUGAGUGUGGUUCAUUAGUCUGAGAACCUGGUUCUAAAGAAGGAGCUAAUGAAGUUUAAACCCGACAAAAACAGUACAGAAGGACCUGCACGUCCAUGCCCAGCACAUGGGUUGUCAUAUACAGAGUUGAGCUUCAGCGCUUUAAGUUCAAAUGCUUGAAAAACAAAAAAACAAUUGAUUCAUUAUUUUUCCUCUCUGUAUCCCCAAUCUCUUCAGUACUAAAGUCUUUGAUCAAGCAGCAAAUUAAAACCAAUGUCACGGUUUUGUUUCCUC
Molecule: messenger RNA, 6478 nt
Organism: Colossoma macropomum (tambaqui)
Lineage: Eukaryota; Metazoa; Chordata; Actinopteri; Characiformes; Serrasalmidae
Gene: grin2bb
Product: glutamate receptor, ionotropic, N-methyl D-aspartate 2B, genome duplicate b
Exons: 14
Coding region: 145-5052 (1635 amino acids)
Biological process (GO): monoatomic ion transport; long-term synaptic potentiation; excitatory postsynaptic potential
Cellular component (GO): NMDA selective glutamate receptor complex; postsynaptic density membrane; plasma membrane
Molecular function (GO): NMDA glutamate receptor activity; transmitter-gated monoatomic ion channel activity involved in regulation of postsynaptic membrane potential
Source: RefSeq, a predicted model, not a curated record